GGCGCGGCCAUGGCGGCUGCGCGGGCGGGUCCUGAGGCGCCCGGCAGCCCCCGCGCCCGCCGCCGCCAUGGCCUUCACGUUCGCCGCCUUCUGCUACAUGUUGGCGCUGCUGCUCACGGCCGCGCUCAUCUUCUUCGCCAUCUGGCAUAUUAUAGCAUUUGAUGAACUGAAGACUGAUUACAAGAACCCCAUAGACCAAUGUAAUACACUCAAUCCUCUUGUACUUCCAGAGUACCUCAUCCAUGCAUUCUUCUGUGUCAUGUUUCUCUGUGCAGCAGAGUGGCUCACACUGGGUCUCAAUAUGCCCUUGUUGGCCUAUCAUAUUUGGAGGUACAUGAGCAGACCCGUGAUGAGCGGCCCGGGGCUCUACGACCCUACGACCAUCAUGAAUGCAGAUAUUUUAGCCUAUUGCCAGAAAGAAGGAUGGUGCAAAUUAGCAUUCUACCUUCUAUCCUUUUUUUACUACCUAUAUGGCAUGAUUUAUGUCCUGGUGAGCUCUUAAGAAGACACUCAGCAAGCUUUGUUCCAGUUAAGUGCAUGCAAAAGCCACAAAAAACCCAUGGAUUCUUUACAACAAGAACCUCUGACCAAGAAUUAAAUCCGGAACCCGACGAUUGCAAUUGCAUUAGAAAACAAUGACUCCCCUGUUUUUAAAAUGUUUCCACAUUUUAUACUUGUGGAAAGACUGUUUUCUUAUAUUUUCCUGGGACGCUGAAAUUAAAGAAUUACGUGUAAAUUAAUAUAAAGGUGACUGGGAUUUGGAAAGUUUUGACUUUGCACUGCAUAAGGAACAGCCAUAACCUUCGAGUAGCUGUUGGUUACUACUAGCCUUAGGACACUAGGGAUUUGCUUUAGGCUGGGCUUUGUAGUGGCUCACUUGGACUUGUGUAUCCCACUCUUAACUCUAAAUCAGCCGUAGCUCCGAGUGCUUGGGAAGGACUGGAAUGCUGUGUUUUGUCCGUAGGUGACGUUGGUCUUAGGAUAUGAAUUCAUGGACACAGUUGCAAAAAUAGUUCUAUUUUGGUUUGGGGUUUGUUUUUUUUUUCUGUCUGGUUAGUCUUUCCCUUUUUGUGCAUGGUCCAGGUCCUCCUGUAUCUCUUCCGGACAUUAGCCCUGCUUUAAUCUCGAGCCUGUGUCAUUGUGGUAGGAGAAGCUGAAUUGUCCACGGAGGAAUGAAUUUAAAUAAUUUUUUUUUUUUUAAAUGUCUGUGCUGUCUGAUUAACAAAUGGAUAAACCUCCAACAUUUACCAAGUCCAGAAAUGAAAACACUCUUGGGUUUAAGAGUAAUAAAUACUCCAGACUUUCUCAAAGCAGAAAGUGAGAUUGUGAAACUGCCCCACUGUUCCUUAGUGCAAUAAAUGACAAUAAAAAACAAAUCUCAAAUUCAGCAACACCUCC
Messenger RNA from Chiroxiphia lanceolata (lance-tailed manakin), 1398 nucleotides. It is a transcript of the gene CNIH1, whose product is annotated as cornichon family AMPA receptor auxiliary protein 1. Gene Ontology annotation, biological process: vesicle-mediated transport. The transcript has 5 exons. NCBI's taxonomy places the organism in Eukaryota, Metazoa, Chordata, Aves, Passeriformes, Pipridae. The coding region runs from base 68 to 502 and encodes 144 amino acids. The record is from RefSeq and is a predicted model, not a curated record.